AAUUAGUUUCUGUUCUCUCAAAACUGAUUCUUUUUCAAGUCCUUUCUCUCUAAGAUUCAUUUUCUCACAAAUUCUCUCUCUCCGAAGCAAGGAAUCUGGUGACGAAACGAUUUGAUCCAGCAAACUGACGACGACGCUUCCAUAAACUUUGUCUAGGUCACGCACGGUCGGAGACGCAGCUGGAACACAGCGUUUGCUUCUGCACGGGAGCUGACGAAGCGUAGUCUGUGGUAAUGUUUUACAUUGUCAAUAGCAACAUGCGACAUGUCCUUAAUCAGGAUUUCUGAAAUCCUCUUGUUGGACUUUAAUUGAUCUAGGAGUUUGGUCAAAAUCUGAUUCUUCUACCUUCAUAUAUUAGCAAAUGGUUUAUCACUCAAGUUUUGUGGAUGAAGAAGGAAUUACUAAAGCUUGUGGGUGUCCUUUACUUCCUUUGAAAAGCCAUAUAAAGGGUCCUGCCCCGGCCUCUGAUCAAGAUAGAACUGAUAUUGUUGAUGAAGCUAUCACAUUCUUUCGGGCAAAUGUCUUCUUUAGAAACUUUGAUAUUAAGAGCUUGGCUGAUAAGCUUCUUAUAUACUUGACAUUCUACAUAAAUGUGGCUUUGAAGAGGCUUGAGGGUUGCAGAACCUUGGCUGAGGGAACUAAAGCCAUCAUUAACUUGGGCUUGGAAAAGGUUCCUGUGCCUGGUGAGCCUAAUUUUCCUUUUCCGGGCCUUUUCCCUCUUCCCCAAUCACAAAAGGAAGCAGAGCUUCUUAGAAAUUAUCUGAAGCAGAUAAGAGAGGAAACUAGUGGGAGACUGUUGAGUGUUGCAUAUAGACCUAAUGGCACUCCAAAUAAAUGGUGGUUGGCAUUUGCCAAGAGGAAAUUCAUGAACAUCAUUGUUCCUUGAAUAGAUUGCUUUAUUUCCAAUCAACAGGUAGCUGUAUGAUGGAUUCUUCUCAUGGUAAGCUGUGAAAAUUCUGUUGCAGAUAUUCUCUAAUGAUAAGCUGCGAAAAAUCUUUUCUGUUUUAAACUGUCACUUGAUCCCGUGUUGAAAUCUUUUACAUUGAAGACUAUCCUGUGUUGAUAGUGAAACUUGAGAGUCAAACUUUCUAUAUGUAAAUUGCCAAAUUCGUUGUAUCUUUUUUUGUGAAAAUAAAUGUUCAUGUUUUCUUCAA
Messenger RNA from Mangifera indica (mango), 1154 nucleotides. RefSeq names its product actin-related protein 2/3 complex subunit 3. Bases 362 to 886 code for a protein of 174 amino acids. Gene Ontology annotation, molecular function: actin filament binding. Lineage: Eukaryota; Viridiplantae; Streptophyta; Magnoliopsida; Sapindales; Anacardiaceae. The record is from RefSeq and is a predicted model, not a curated record. The transcript has 6 exons. Gene Ontology annotation, cellular component: Arp2/3 protein complex; cytoskeleton. Gene Ontology annotation, biological process: regulation of actin filament polymerization; Arp2/3 complex-mediated actin nucleation.